Molecule: messenger RNA, 1887 nt
Organism: Oryzias melastigma (Indian medaka)
Lineage: Eukaryota; Metazoa; Chordata; Actinopteri; Beloniformes; Adrianichthyidae
Gene: tmem120b
Product: transmembrane protein 120B
Exons: 12
Coding region: 176-1192 (338 amino acids)
Biological process (GO): fat cell differentiation
Cellular component (GO): membrane
Source: RefSeq, a predicted model, not a curated record
UUGACGAGACAAAGCUGAGCUGAAGUUCACUCCCGGUUCGAGUGAACCUUUUUGGGUUUACGCAGGCGCAGUGCAGCACAAUAAAAAAAAAAGGCUCUGAGUGGGACGGAGUAUCCUGUUGGAAGAGGCAUUCGUGGUGGCUGCAUGCGUCCUCAACACUGACCGCUAUUUCAUAAUGUCAAAUUGUAAGUUGCAGGCGGAAUGGGACGAUAUAGACAACGAAUAUCAGCAGUUACAGGAAACUCAUAAAAUAUACAGACAAAAGCUGGAGGAGCUCACCAGUCUUCAAGCAACGUGCAGCGGCGCCAUCAGUAAACAGCGAAAGUCUCUGAAAGACCUGAGGCGCAGUUUAAGCAAGAGUUCUCAAACUUGUGAUGAAAAAGAGCUUACAUUACUAACGCACAUCAAAACCCAAAUCAAAGAAAGGGAGCAUGUAUUCUUUGAUAUGGAAGCAUAUUUACCAAAGAAAAAUGGCCUUUACUUGAGUUUAGUCCUGGGCAAUGUGAAUGUGACGCUUCUCAGUAACCAGGCAAAGUUUGCCUACAAAGACGAGUAUGAGAAGUUCAAACUGUACAUGACAAUAAUCCUGAUGUUUGGAGCAAUAACCUGCCUCUUCUUUCUUAACUGCCGAGUCACGGAUGAAAUCUUCAACUUUUUGCUGGUGUGGUACUACUGCACACUGACCAUAAGGGAAAGCAUCCUCAUCAACAAUGGCUCAAGGAUCAAAGGGUGGUGGGUGUCUCACCACUACGUCUCCACCUUUCUGUCAGGGGUUAUGCUAACCUGGCCAGAGGGACCAAUGUAUCAAAUGUUUCGAAGUCAGUUCCUUGCUUUCUCUAUUUAUCAAAGCUUCGUUCAGUUCCUCCAGUAUUAUUAUCAGAGCGGCUGCUUAUACCGGCUGCGCGCUUUAGGAGAGAGGAAUCAGCUGGACCUCACAGUGGAGGGAUUCCAGUCCUGGAUGUGGAGAGGACUCACUUUUCUUUUGCCUUUUCUCUUUUUUGGCCACUUUUGGCAGCUGUACAACUCAGUGAUAUUGUUUCGUUUGGCAAGACACGAAGGCUGUAAGGAGUGGCAGGUGUUCAUGCUGGCGCUGACGUUUCUCGUUCUCUUUCUGGGAAACUUCCUUACCACGCUGAAUGUUGUUCGCCAAAAAGUCCAAAAGAAGGUGGAAAAAGGGCCGAAGAGUGACUGAAAAUAAAAAUAAAAAAUCCUCAGGGAAAAAAAAGAGCAAAAAGAAUCUAUGCCCCAUCCAAAAAGAACAGUUUUCGUGACGCACACGGACGGGCCGCGGGACGAGCGAGCCGGCGGAGCGGAAACCCCGCCUCCCGUCAGGCUGCAGACACACCUACGAGUUUCUCAAGGCGCUAAAGGGAUCGACUCGGAGGACGAAUCGGCUGAUGCUUUUCCCAUGUAUAUAAAACUUGAGUUUGCGUGGAUGCAUGAGUAUCAGACCGCCUUCUUCUCCAAGUCAUAUGCAACGACGUGAGGGCAAGUAGCAGAACAGAACGCAGUUUGCCUUCCAAGACCUACCGUCUGUUGUGUGUGCAUACUUCUGUGAAGUAGUAACGCUCGUGUUGGCUCAUGUUCACUUUGGCACUUAAGGUUUUUGUUUUUCCCUUAAACUCCCUAAGUUUCUUUGGUAUCCUGACCUCACUGCUGAAGGGUGUAGAAGUACACAGACUGUGAUUAGCAACUGUUUUUACUCGCGUCUCUCAAAGAGACUAAAGGAAUUUGGCAAAGUUUCUCUGUUCAGACAAAGCCAUAACUUUAUUUUUGUUACAAAUAUAUCAUGAACUGAUGUUACUUAAUAUAAACACGUUUUACUUUAUGGUCUUAAUUUGGAUAGAAUUCAAACCACUUAUUAAAAAUCUGUUUUGUUUUUGGUGA